Octopus sinensis (East Asian common octopus) is the source of this 1375-nucleotide messenger RNA. Its product is annotated as 4,5-DOPA dioxygenase extradiol. The coding region runs from base 193 to 1050 and encodes 285 amino acids. The record is from RefSeq and is a predicted model, not a curated record. The transcript is spliced from 2 exons. Gene Ontology annotation, molecular function: oxidoreductase activity, acting on single donors with incorporation of molecular oxygen; zinc ion binding; ferrous iron binding. Lineage: Eukaryota; Metazoa; Mollusca; Cephalopoda; Octopoda; Octopodidae.
AGAAAUUUAACAAGAUCCAUUAAUGAGUGAAGGUUAAAGAAAGAGAGUGAGAGAGAGAAGGAAUAAUAAUACAGGUGAGACAUGGAGAAAAGAAAGCGAUCAAUAGAUAGAGAGGGUGAAAGAGAGGAAGAGUGGAAGUGACAAGUUGGAAGUUGUCAGCUCGACUCUCGCAGCAAAUAUUGAAAUAGAAUUAUGUCGGGUCACUCGAACGAUCGUGUACAGCCUGUUAUUUUCUUAUCGCAUGGAGGUGGGCCUUCGUUCUUCAUGGAUGUCAAGGAAUAUCCAGAUAUGCGUGGAAUGGAUCGGGACUCAGAGGCAGCGAAAUUCCUGCAAAAUCUAACACGAACUCACCUGAACAAACGGCCAGAGGCGAUCCUAGUUGUGAGCGCCCACUGGGAAGAGAAUGUCCCAUGCGUCAUGGACGACCAAAACCAUUCCUUGUUCUUUGAUUAUUACGGAUUUCCCAAGAGCAUGUAUGACCUGAAAUGGCCUGCAAAAGGAGCUCCGGCUGUGGCUGCCCGUGUCACCGAAUUAUUCAAGACACACGGUAUAUCAUGCAGGCAGGUGCGUGGUCGUGGUUUAGACCAUGGCGUUUUUGUGCCCCUUAUCUUGGUCUGGCCAGAAGCCGACAUUCCAACAUUCCAAAUCUCUCUAAAGAACACUUUGGACAUCAAAGAACACCAAGAAAUUGGUGAGGCAUUAUCAGAACUACGCAAAGACGGAAUCCUGAUUGUUGGAUCUGGUUUCAUGACUCACUCAAGCGAAAAAGCGAAAACUGUUGAUGGUGUAUUUGAAUGGGCAAACGAAUUUAAAGUGUGGGAGCGCAAUGUAUUUUGUAACCCUAAAUUAUCAGCAUCGGAAAGAAAAAACCAAAUGCUCGAGUGUGAAUCUCUUCGAUUCUUCCACAAAGCUCAUCCCCGUAUCGAACAUUUCCUGCCAUUAGUUGUGGCGUCAGCAGCAGCUGGUUACGUCUGUGGAGAGGCCAUAUUUUCCCAGUUUGUGUCACCGAGUUUACUGUUGGAACAUGUAGUGUUUAAAUCUGACCCUUAACAUGUAGCUAAAACUGGUUGGGGAAGGGUUUUGCACGCCGACCUCAUUAAAAACCCCUCACUGCCCAAAACAGACCCAUCGGUUGGAGGGGUGUCACCUGAACGGUGCAAUGGUCUCGUCUGCCAAGAAUAGAGAAUCACCAAUAAAUGGUGGAUGCAGUAAUGUACUAUUUAGUGCACCUGCCUCCCCACCACUCACACUACUGCUACUACUAUUACUACUGCUACUACUACUGCUUAAUGAAAGAUCAUGUAACACACACACACACACACAUACACACUUGAAGGGUUUAAUUGAGCAAACCGAUCCCUAGUACUUAUUCUAU